Molecule: messenger RNA, 495 nt
Organism: Amorphotheca resinae ATCC 22711
Lineage: Eukaryota; Fungi; Ascomycota; Leotiomycetes; Helotiales; Amorphothecaceae
Exons: 1
Coding region: 1-495 (164 amino acids)
Source: RefSeq, a predicted model, not a curated record
AUGUCUACCACAGUCAUUGAUCUGCUUAUCGCCCUCCUCGUUCUCCUCUUCGUUUCUAUGCUCCUGGUCGGAGCCCUCUACACUGUCCGCCGAAUCCGUAAGCGCAGAGCGAUUGCCCGCCAACAGCUGCCUCUCUACAAUGAGAAAGACAACUCUUCCAGCCAUCGCCUGACCAUCACCACGGCGCCCUAUGGCCGCGGCUCCAGGAUCUACGUGUACGAUGAGAAGUCCGCCAUCCCCGAGAGCCCGACCUCCCCUCUAUCCCCUGACAACGUCCCUGAGAUCCGCAUCACUUUCCCUGAUGAGCAGGACGAGUCUGGACGACGGAAGAGCGGCCGCGUGGUCGUAGUCCGUGUCGGCGAGACAGGAGUUGGGCUUGAGCCGCUGAAUGAGGAUGAGGAGCUCCCGGCUUACGAGAAGGAGGGCGGCGGCCGCUUCCACUCAAUUGACAUGGAGCGUAUUGGCGGUCUUAAGGAGAAGUCCACCUGGUCGUGA